Strongylocentrotus purpuratus (purple sea urchin) is the source of this 2359-nucleotide messenger RNA. RefSeq lists its product as uncharacterized. The transcript has 2 exons. NCBI's taxonomy places the organism in Eukaryota, Metazoa, Echinodermata, Echinoidea, Camarodonta, Strongylocentrotidae. The record is from RefSeq and is a predicted model, not a curated record. Bases 267 to 1490 code for a protein of 407 amino acids.
CUGUUCCAGACUUCCUGAAUGAGUUUGAGAGUUUUCUAACCGAUUUAUCAGUCCUUCCAGGCAAAUUACUUGUGCUUGGAGACUUCAACUUCCACGUGGAUCUACCUGCCAAACCAGACGUCAGUGCCUUUCUUCAAGCGACAUCCUCCGCCAGUCUUCAUCAGCAUGUCAUAGGUCCAACUCAUUCGCAUGGUCACACAUUGGACUUGGUAUUCACAAGAGAGACGGAAUCCUUAAUUAAGAAAUGUAAUAUCUAUGAUGUACAAAUGUCUGAUAAUUUUGUUAUUGAUGUUCAAUUAGACAUACCUUUACCGCAACCACAAAAGAUUCUCACAAUAUCUCGAAAUUUUAAAGCAAUCAACAAGGAAAUAUUCUUGACAGCUUUGUGUGAGUCAAUUUUGGAUUUUAACCACCAAGGAGAUCCUGAAUCUGGGUUCAAGUGGUACAAUGAAACUAUGCAAUCACUUCUGGACGAAUCUGCCCCUCCAACCUCAAAAGAACGCCCUGUACGACGAAGGAUGCUGUGGUACAACGAUGACAUUCAUUUGGCACGUCGUGAGAAACGUCGAGCAGAACGAAAAUGGAAAAAGACUAAAUCUGAUGUUGAUCGAGAUGAAUUCUUGGACAAACAACGUUAUUCAUCAAAUCUGAUUUGUCGCACAAAGAUAGCGUAUUUUCAUAGUACUCUAUCCUCGUGUGAAAAUAAGGAUCUCUACAAGACAGUUGAUUAUUUGUUGAAUAGAAAGAUACCAUCUCUUCCUGUACACGACUCAGUUGAGACAUUAUGUAAUAACUUUUUAACAUUCUUUGGUGAUAAAAUAAAGAAGAUUCAGGGCAGCAUUAAUGAUGAACAGCACAUUUCUACAUUUGAUCCGGAUAUGUAUAAUCAAGUGCAUGUAAAAUCAUUUUCGUGUUUAGAUCCUACAACUGAAGAUGAGUUAUUGAAAAUUAUUCUGGCUUCUCCUAGUAAGUCAUGUAGUUUGGAUCCCAUUCCAACUUGGUUUUUAAAAGAACAUGUACAUUGUCUUCUUCCUGUAUUGACAAAUAUUGUUAAUUCAUCAUUACAAACAGGUACAUUCCCUUCUGCAGCUAGGUCAGCCAUAAUUAGACCUCUUAUCAAGAAGCAAAAUCUUGAUAAAGACUGCUUGUCAAAUUAUAGACCUGUGUCAAAUUUAAGUUUCUUGGAAAAGCUCAUUGAGAAAGUUGCUUGUCGUAGACUCACGGAUCACAUGAAUGAAAAUAGAUUGUGGGAUCCUAACCAAUCUGCAUAUAGACCCUAUCAUAGUACUGAAAGCGCACUUAUCAAAGUAAAAAAUGAUAUUCUGUCUGCUAUGGAUAAAGGUCGAGUAGUUUUAUUGUUGUCAUUAGAUCUUUCAGCAGCCUUCGAUACUAUUGACCGUCAUAUUUUAAUAUGUCGGUUAUCAACAAGGAUCUGUAUUUGGACCCAUAGGAUAUACUAUAUAUACUUUGCCUGUCCCAGACAUCGCUAGACAUUAUAACGUUUCAUAUCACACUUACGCUGAUGAUACACAGUUGUAUGUUACAUUUAACCCUAAGCAACCUAAUGGCUUAAAUACUGCAUUAAAAACUCUUUCAGAUUGUGUCACAGAUAUAAGUAUGUGGAUGGGAAGGAAUAAGCUUAAACUAAAUGAGGAAAAGACAGAGUUUUUGGUAAUCGGCUCCAAACACAACUUGGGAAACAUUAAUGAUGCUAAUCUUACAUUCGGAACCACCCAGAUUGCACCAUCUACUUCGGUCAAGAACCUUGGUGUCAUUUUUGAUUGCAAUAUGUCCAUGUCUAACCAAAUAGACCAGCUUUGUAAAUCUGUACGAUAUCAGUUGAAGAAUGUAUCACAGAUUAGGAAGUAUGUAUCUGAAGAUGCAUGUCAUCAUGUGAUUCGCAGCCAUGUUCUUUCCCGGUUGGAUUAUUGUAACGGGUUGCUUACAGAAGUCCCUCAAACAUAUAUAAGAAGACUUCAAAGUUUACAGAACUGGGCGGCUCGUAUUAUUUUUCGUUUAGACCGUCGUCACGAUGCCAUGCCUCUACUAACAUCCCUUCAUUGGUUGCCAAUCAAACAGAGGAUUGUUUUUAAGAUUAUUUUAUUUGUAUACAAAUUUUUUCAUGAUCAGGCACCAGAGUAUUUUAGUGACUGUCUUGAGUUGUAUCAACCUGUACGUACAAACCUUCGCUCCAAUGCAGACCCCUUUCGACUGACAUUUCAUGUGGCUCGUAGUAAGGCAGGAGAUCGCACAUUCACUGUUGCAGCAGCUAAGGAGUGGAAUAAACUUCCCUCCAGUAUCAAAGCUGCUGCAUCAGUGGAUGUUUUUAAGAAACUCCUUAAAACCUAUUUAUUUCCUA